AUGUAUGAGAAGUGUGAAAAAAACACUCCUGUGAGCGAUGGUAUAAAAUCUGAUAUUGGGGACUCAAAAUAUGGGUUUAGGGGUCUGAUUAUGGUUAUUCCAAAACUGAGAGGUGGGACCUUUGCUCUUUAUUCUCUGCUUUGUCGACAUGCAAAAGUGAAAACAAUUCCUAAUCAACACAGGACUGAUGAAGAGCUGACAACAUAUAGUCGUAGCACAUUCCAUGAGCAUUCUUUUGCUGCGAAAACCAAGAGAUGGUUGGAGGCACAUGCAUUCAAAAAGAAUGCUCUUCUUAUACUUGUCCUUGUUGGCACAUGCAUGGUGAUUGGGGAUGGAAUUCUCACUCCUGCUGUAUCAGCAGUUCUUUCGGCUUCUGGUGGGAUUAAGGUGGACCAUCCCGAGCUGAGUAAUGAUGUCGUUGUGAUUAUUGCUGUUGUCAUAUUAGUGGGUUUGUUUAGCAUGCAACACUAUGGUACAGAUAAAGUUGGGUGGCUGUUUGCUCCAAUUGUGCUCCUUUGGUUUCUCUUCAUUGGAGGUAUUGGCAUAUUCAAUAUUUGGAAGUAUGAUAGGCGUGUUCUGAGGGCCUUUUCACCUGUGUACAUAGGCCGCUAUUUUAGAAGGAGAGGCAAAGAAGGUUGGACCUCCCUUGGAGGGAUCAUGCUCAGUAUCACAGGGACAGAGGCACUUUUUGCCGACCUUGCUCAUUUUCCAGUUCCAGCUGUACAGCUUGCUUUCACAAUAGUUGUGUUUCCCUGCCUUCUUUUGGCUUAUUCUGGACAAGCGGCCUACCUCGUAAAUAACAAGGAGCAUGUUAUUGAUGCAUUCUAUCGUUCUAUUCCAGCAUAUGAACCCAAACAGGAGUUUAUGUACUUGACAUCCUGUGGUGUUGCGUCUGAGCUUGGUCAACCAUUGAAACUGUUGUUGGAAUUGGGUCUCCCAAAAACUCUAGUGGGUUUCCCCACCACCUAA
Molecule: messenger RNA, 969 nt
Organism: Ilex paraguariensis (yerba mate)
Lineage: Eukaryota; Viridiplantae; Streptophyta; Magnoliopsida; Aquifoliales; Aquifoliaceae
Source: the annotation of a GenBank genome assembly